Messenger RNA from Elgaria multicarinata webbii, 2285 nucleotides. RefSeq names its product exocyst complex component 7 (gene EXOC7). Gene Ontology annotation, cellular component: exocyst. Gene Ontology annotation, biological process: exocytosis. The record is from RefSeq and is a predicted model, not a curated record. Gene Ontology annotation, molecular function: phosphatidylinositol-4,5-bisphosphate binding. Bases 48 to 2183 code for a protein of 711 amino acids. NCBI's taxonomy places the organism in Eukaryota, Metazoa, Chordata, Lepidosauria, Squamata, Anguidae. The transcript is spliced from 21 exons.
GCGGUGGCGGCCUUGUCUGUGGAAUUGCUUUGGUCUCUGGUGUCACGAUGAUUCCCACGGAGGAGGCAUCUGCCCGGAGGAGGGAAAUAGAAGAGAAGCUCAAGCAGGAAGAAGAAACGUUGUCUUUCAUUAGAGAGAGUUUAGAAAAAAGUGACCAGCUCACAAAGAACAUGGUUUCCAUUCUCUCAUCCUUUGAAAGCCGUCUGAUGAAGCUGGAAAACUCAAUUAUCCCUGUACAUAAGCAGACUGAAAAUCUUCAGCGCCUGCAAGAGAAUGUUGAGAAGACACUGUUCUGCUUGGAUCAUGUUAUAAGUUACUAUCAUGUAGCAAAAGACACAGAGAAAAUAAUAAGGGAAGGCCCUACAGGAAGACUGGAAGAAUAUUUGGGAUGCAUGGCUAAAAUCCAGAAGGCUGUGGAAUAUUUCCAAGACAACAAUCCUGACAGCCCAGAACUCAAUAGAGUGAAAUCGUUGUUUGAAAAGGGGAAGGAGUCAUUGGAAUCUGAAUUCCGUAGCUUAAUGACCAGACAUUCCAAACCAGUUCCACCAAUCCUCAUCCUGGACCUCAUCACUAUGGAUGAUGAAUUGGAAACCCAGGAAGAUGUGACUUUAGAACACCUCCCUGAGAGUGUCCUGCAGGAUAUUGUCCGUAUUUCUGGUUGGCUGGUGGAGUUUGGGAGGAAUCAAGACUUCAUGAAUGUUUACUACCAGAUCCGCUCCAGCCAGCUGGACCGCUCUAUCAAAGGGUUGAAGGAGCAUUUCCGGAAGAAUAGCUCUUCCUCGGGGGUCCCAUACUCCCCUGCCAUUCAGAACAAGAGGAAAGACACGCCAACCAAAAAGCCCAUCAAAAGACCAGUCCUCAUCCCAGGCACGAUCCGUAAGGCUCAGAACCUUCUGAAACAGUAUUCUCAGCAAUGUCUAGAUGGGAAAAAGGGGGCCUCUAACCUCAUUCCUAUGGAAGGUCAUGAGCAUGAUUUACGGGUUAAGCACCUUUCCGAUACCCUGGCUGACAAGCACGGGCCAGCUUCUGGGAGAGAUGACAUGUUGGACAUGGAGAUUGAUGCGUACAUCCACUGUGUUAGUGCCUUCAUCAAACUGGCCCAGGGCGAGUACCAGCUUUUGACGGAAAUCAUCCCAGAACACCACCAGAAGAAGACAUUUGACUCCCUCAUCCAGGAGUCAUUAGACAAUCUCAUGAUAGAGGGUGACAACAUUGUCUCGGCAGCCCGGAAGGCCAUCAUACGUCAUGAUUAUUCAGCUGUGCUCACUAUCUUCCCCAUCCUGAGGCACUUGAAGCAGACAAAGCCAGAAUUUGAUCAGGUUUUGCAGGGCACUGCAGCCAGCACUAAGAACAAGCUGCCAAGCCUCAUAACUUCAAUGGAGACCACAGGAGCCAAGGCUCUGGAAGAUUUUGCAGACAACAUCAAGAACAAUCCUGACAAGGAGUACAAUAUGCCAAAAGAUGGGACAGUUCAUGAACUCACCAGCAAUGCCAUUCUUUUCCUGCAGCAGCUGCUGGAUUUUCAGGAAACGGCAGGUGCCAUGCUGGCAUCCCAAGAGACCAGCUCUUCAGCCAGUAGCUACAGUUCUGAAUUUAGUAGACGGCUACUCAGCACCUACAUCUGCAAAGUUCUGGGCAACUUACAACUAAACCUUCUCAGUAAAUCCAAAGUUUAUGAGGACCCAGCUUUAAGUGCCAUCUUCCUACAUAACAACUACAAUUACAUUCUCAAGUCCCUUGAAAAAUCUGAACUAAUCCAGUUGGUGGCUGUAACACAGAAGACAGCGGAAAGGUCAUACAGAGAACACAUUGAGCAGCAGAUCCUGACAUAUCAGCGCAGCUGGCUAAAAGUAACAGAUUACAUCUCAGACAGAAACUUGCCUGUCUUCCAACCUGGAGUCAAGCUCAAAGACAAGGAGAGGCAGGUGAUCAAGGAGCGCUUUAAGGGCUUUAAUGAUGGCCUGGAGGAGCUGUGUAAAAUCCAGAAGGCUUGGGCUAUCCCUGACACAGAACAGAGGGACAAAAUCCGGCAAGCCCAGAAAAUAAUUGUGCAAGAGACCUACGCUGCCUUCCUAAGCAGAUAUGGAAAUGUACCCUUUACCAAGAACCCUGAGAAAUACAUUAAAUACAGAGUGGAGCAGGUGGGGGAGAUGAUUGAGAAGCUGUUUGACACAUCGGCGUGACCUGGCUGCCUGCAUAUCGGUGCUUUCCCAGUCUUCUUUCCCAGUCCACUGUUGAAGGCCAUGUGUUAUGCUUGUAUUUAUCAAAUUUAUAAACUCCUAAGA